Molecule: messenger RNA, 438 nt
Organism: Torulaspora delbrueckii
Lineage: Eukaryota; Fungi; Ascomycota; Saccharomycetes; Saccharomycetales; Saccharomycetaceae
Gene: RDL2
Product: thiosulfate sulfurtransferase RDL2
Exons: 1
Coding region: 1-438 (145 amino acids)
Cellular component (GO): mitochondrion
Molecular function (GO): thiosulfate-cyanide sulfurtransferase activity
Source: RefSeq, a predicted model, not a curated record
AUGCUCAGAAUCGCUGCAAGAAACGUCAUGCCAUCAAGCUCAUCUCGCCUUUUCCUAAGAACCCUCUCAUCUGGUUCUCCAAAGAUAUACGACUUUGAAGGUAUAAAGAAGUUGGUUGAAAAGCCUGAUGCCAACAAGAUCUUGAUUGAUGUUAGAGAGCCUGCCGAAUUGGAAUCCUACAAGAUGCCAACUUCUAUAAACAUUCCUUUACAAAGUGCACCUGGUGCUUUGGGUCUUCCACAGGAUGAGUUCAAGGAGAUAUUUCAAUUCCCUAAGCCAAAAGAUGAUCAAGAGCUAGUCUUCUUUUGCUUGAAAGGCAUUAGAGCUAAGGCAGCUGAAGAGUUGGCUAGAUCAUACGGAUAUGAAGAUACUGGUAUCUACCCAGGAUCUAUUAAUGACUGGCUGGAGAAGGGAGGAGCUGAUAUUACUCCUAAAUGA